This is a messenger RNA of Fukomys damarensis (Damara mole-rat), 4834 nucleotides long. RefSeq names its product WAS/WASL interacting protein family member 2 (gene Wipf2). The transcript has 8 exons. Bases 238 to 1398 code for a protein of 386 amino acids. Gene Ontology annotation, molecular function: actin binding. The record is from RefSeq and is a predicted model, not a curated record. NCBI's taxonomy places the organism in Eukaryota, Metazoa, Chordata, Mammalia, Rodentia, Bathyergidae.
CUCCAUUUUGUUCGCGGACGCUGGGGACGGUGGAAGCAGGUCCAUUUCCGGGUUAGCAAAAGGGGAGGCGGCGGCGGUGAGAAAGAGAGCUCGGCCGGGGGCUAACGGGAGAAGACGAGAGCAGAGCAGAGGUGGCGGAGGACUCGCUCCCGGAGCAGCUGUGACCAGGUAUAUGAGUGACCCAAAGCUGCAAGGGGAGACGGAGAGAGAGCAGUGCCGACUGGGAGCAGGGCAAGGAUGCCGAUCCCGCCGCCCCCGCCGCCCCCGCCUGGCCCACCGCCGCCCACUUUUAAUCAGGCAAACACAGAGCAGCCCAAGCUGAGCAGAGAUGAGCAGCGAGGUCGCAAUGCACUCUUGCAGGACAUCUGCAGAGGGGCCAAGCUGAAGAAGGUGACCAACGUCAGUGACCGGAGUGCACCGGUGCUGGAGAAGCCCAAAGGAAGCUGCGGUGGCGGCGGCUAUGGCUCGGGAGCUGCUGCCCUGCAGCCCAAGGGAGGUCUCUUCCAAGGAGGGGUCCCGAAGCUGCGGCCCGUGGGUGCCAAGGAUGGUGCAGGUAUGUCCCCUGCCGGGCGGAGCCGAGGGAGGAGGAGCAGAGCCCAAGGGAGGCCACGCUCCCCUGGCGUGGGGUCGGAGGCCGGGAACUCAAAGCAGGGAACAGUGGCAGUGCCCGGCUGGCGGGCAGGAGUGGAGCACAGGCCCCCGGUCAAGCCGCCGCCCUCCCCUGUGAACCUCCGCGUGGGACCAAGUGGCCAGUCUCUGGCCCCUCCGCCGCCGCCUUACCGCCAGCCUCCCAGCGUCCCCAAUGGGCCCUCCAGUCCCACUAACGAGUUGGCCCCUGAGCUGCCGCAGAGACACAACUCUUUGCAUAGGAAGACACCGGGGCCUGUGCGGGGCCUCGCACCUCCUCCGCCUGCUUCAGCCUCCCCCUCCUUACUGAGCAGUCGGCCACCUCCCCCAGCCCGGGAGCCUCCUGGCAGGGGGGCAGGUAAGUGUCGGAGCUUACUCCUGCUGGGUCCCUGGAGCAGGAAAAUUCAUGCCCCAUUCCGUGUGUCAGCAGUAAUGGAAGAGUCAAAAAUUCCCCUGGAGCAACUCGUAAGAUGCAUGAUGUAUAGUGCGGGGCGUGCUUCAAGCCCCCGGAGCAGAGGGCCAGGGGCUGGGGUGAUGCCCUGGAGGGGUGCGGAGGUCCCCCCGCCGCCGCAGCCCCUGAGGAAUGGCCACCGGGACUCCAUCGCCACGGUGGUCCGCUCCUUCUUGGAUGACUUUGAGUCUAAGUAUUCCUUCCAUCCUGUAGAAGAUUUUCCAGCUCCAGAAGAAUAUAAACAUUUUCAGAGAAUAUAUCCCAGCAAAACACACCGAGCUGCCCGCGGAGCCCCUCCCCUGCCGCCCGUUCUCAGGUGAAGCCUGGCCGGUCCCGUCCCUCAGGAAAGGACAGACCUGCUCUUCUCAGAUGGCCCCACCCCGAAACCUGCAUGAGCACUCCCGCCCGACUCCAGCGUCCUCUGGCUCGCCUCCAUCUCUGCGUCUGUCCCACACUUGUGACGGCUCUGGUCAGCAGAGGGCUCACAGCUGACUCCCUCUGCCUCCGCCAGCCCUGCUGAGAAGAGGAGAGAGCCCCGCCUCUGCCUUCCUGGGGAGGGUGCCUUGCUGUGGACAGAGCAGCAGGGUGGAGCGGGCGCCAUACGGUCUGCUGUCACCCAGGGCAGGGAGGCGCGGCAGGUGCAUUGUCUGCCCCGGGAGGCUCCACAGCCAGGACUUCUGUGGUGAGGAAGCAUUUACAGUAAAGCAAGGGAGGAGUUCCAAGAGUAGUGAUCUGUUUUAAAGGUCAGGUUUGGAGAAGGUGAGGAAGUGGCUCUGCUUUAUUUCCAGGGGUAUUUUGUUCUGUUCUCACCCCCCCUCUGACCCAGGGCUAAGGUAGUCACCAUCACUAAGUACUAAUCAGCUGACUAAACAUUUAAUCCUCGGAGAGGGUGAAGUAAACUGAGGACCACUUAGAGCCAGUCAGUUCUGCAGCUAAGGGACCAGUGCCAUCUGAGCCCCUGGGACUCCCUGCCUCCUUUCCUUGAGGUGCUGAAGGGUGUUCUCCCCGACCCCAAGCCCUUCUUUUAGGGCACAUGAGUCAUUCCUGUCACAAGCCCCCAAAACCUCUGGUGGGAGAUAGGAAGGUGGGGCCUGGGCCUCCGCCUCUGCCCUGCUUUUUUCUGCCUGGCCCUGCUGCGGCGAGGGCCCUUUGCAUGCUCUUCGGCCCCCGGAGACCAAGGACGCAAGGGUGAAACACCGAGGGCUGCAGGACCUUGGGGCCUCCCUCUUCUGGAACUCUGCUGUCUGCCCGGCAGGAUCUUCCAGCUCCCUGCUGCACCCACCUCACCUUCCAGGCCUGCAGGGCAGCACAGCAGUGUAGGAGCGGGUGAAGUGGGGAGUGGACCCUUGGAGGCUUCAGGGUUCUCUGUGUAGGGUCCACAGACUUCGAGAGGUGUCCCCAGCCCAGGGGUCCACCUGGCAGCCGGUAAUAUGGGUAGUCAGGGCACAGAGAGUGGGGGCUCCAGCUGAGGCUGGAGGGUGGGGCAGCGGCUUUCCCUCCUCCAGGGCAGGCAGCAUGGGCUCUGGGCUCCACAGGCUGAUGGGUCAGCUUGCAGUCUGCCGUGGGAGCAGGGAGGCCAAGCUGUCCUGACCCUUCCUCUGUCGCCAGACACCGUGCAGGCUUACACUGCCGCGGGGACCUUUCGGUUCCGCCAUAGGCCAAGGGUCUGGGCCAGCUCCGCGCAGUGCCAGGCAAGGGAGGGCUCUGGGUUGCAUGUUGGGAGGCCGCCGUCCGUGCCAUCCCCCAGACCACGCUGACUCGGCACACCACGAUUAGCUCUGUCACUGGACUUGUUGACCAUUCUUUGUUUACCACUGUUGUUUUCUCAUCUGUUAGCAGCCAUUCCCAGAAGUGUCCCCAGCAUCUUGAGGCAGGGAGGGCGCAGGAGCUGCCACUGCAGCGAGUCCCAGGGUAGACGCUGGCGAGUGACUGAACUUUGACUGUGAAGUCUUCCCAUUUAUUUUUGAAAUGGGAGUCGAUGCCUUUGUACAAUGUUCUCAAAGUGUGUCUUUUUCCCUUUACUCAAACAUAGAGCAACAAAGUAUCUCAAAUAAAGCCAAACCCCAGCUUUUCAUUGGGGCUGCUACCUUCCUCCUCAUGACCUGCUGGCCCUUGUGUCCCCAGCAUUCAGACUGUGUCACGUAGGUACCCUGUGUUUCCACUGCUGGCCUUCAGACAGUGGCCUGGCCCUGGCCUGAUGGAGUGGAUUUCCUUCAGGACACUGGUGACGCAGUGCUGUUGAAUCAGCUUUGCCUUACACACUGUAUGGUCCCGCUGUGAAUAACAGGUUUAUUAUGUAUGUAUAUUUGCUAUUGAGAUGGGAAUGCAACCUGCGUAGUUACCAGUCGAUUUUGUGUGUUGUACAGAGCUCAUACUACAGGUUCAAGGUGGGGACUAAACUACUCACCUCUGAACCGCUCCUGGGAUCUGUUGGUGGGAGGUCCUCUCUGGGGAAGCUGGCUGGUCUCAUGUUGAGGCUACACCGGUCCCCUUACCUCCCUCGUGCCCUCCUGGGGGAAGUGACAUCGCUCAGCUUAGCGUGGAGAAGCUGUGUGCGCGGCCCUGAUGUCGGCUUGGCUUAUGAUGUUUUUCCCCAGCAGGGAAAACAUGCUUGUCGCUUUCCUUUAAACGUGCUCGGUGCCCUCUCCCCGCUGCGGUCAGUGCACCUGGACCAAAGCACUCAUACUCCAGGCGUGGCUUUCUGUCCCGGGAUCUGCUCCAGCUACAAGCCCCACGCUUCCACAGCUGGGGCAGCAGAGUCGAGCUGCUCCUUCUCCCAGGUUCCCAGCUUGGAGCCCACGUUCACCUCCUGAGAGAGGUGAGGAAAAAGUUGUAAAUAGACUUGCUACAGAGCAACUCAGGGUUGGGGUGUGUGUUCAUUCUCCUGAUGACUUGAAAUAAUCUGUAGGCCACGUGCUCCUGGGGGUGGGGGAGAAGCCCAUCCGGCCCUUCCCGCCUGUAGCGCUGGGGUGAGUGGGCCUGGGCAUCCCUGGACGGCACCCACUGCAGCUCAUUUCCACACAUUCCGCUGUCCUCUGUCUGUCCCUGUCGCCUGCCUCUGCCCUAGAGCCACAGGCUUCCUGUCGAGCCACCCAGAGUUAGGGAAUGGGAGACUGGGAGACGAGAGGACCCCAUGACUCUGCCCUCAAGGUUCCUCUCUUAAAAUGAAACAAACUUAUAAUCACCUUCAAAGCCACAUGCAAAAAAGAAAAAAUGAGAACUGUGUAACCGAAGGGAGGGUUUGGUUCCAUUCAACUCCACGUUCAUUGUGCCUUUAUUUGUGAUAGAUUUCUGUGCUUUCCUCCUCUGCGUCUUUGGAGCAAUUAAAAUCCUCCUUGAUAAGUGCAGUUUCCUCCUUUCCAGUCUUGUUUCUGACACUGGCCGGCUGCUGCUCUCUGUCUUGCACCUCGUUAUGCUGGUGGCAGGGGGUUCUGGCCUUCUCAAGUCUAAUCUGCCCUUUCCUAGUCAACACUGAAUAAAAGAUGAGAGCAGGUGUGUGUGUGUGUGUGUGUGUGUGUGUGUGUGUGUGUCCAGCCAUCCGUCUGCAUGUGGAUCAGUUUCUUUUUUAAAAAAAUAAUUUAUUGUAUGAUUUAUCUUGGAUUUAUAUUCUGACUACAGUGCUCCCUCUCCCAAAUAGCACUGAUUUUUUUUUCUACCCCUAAAAUGUGUAAUCUGGUCUCAGGUUGGAUUCUUUGGUACAUUUCCUCCUUCUGGAAGCCGUGCAGUUUAAUUAAACCUUGCUUUAAAAACCACACA